Effrenium voratum is the source of this 1444-nucleotide messenger RNA. The record is from the annotation of a GenBank genome assembly. Lineage: Eukaryota; Dinophyceae; Suessiales; Symbiodiniaceae.
CUAGGGGUUCCCCAGACUCCGGUUGGUGCACAAUGUCAUGUAAUUUAGCCAGGUCAUUUGCACCCAGUUCGCAAUUUGCCAAAGUUAUUUUCUCUCGCCAUGGCCGGUAAAGUGGUUGCGACCCUCGUCCUGUGCGGCUGCUACGCCGCGCGCACCGAGAUGCGCGCGGCUGCGGGGGCUGAGGUGGAGGUGGAGGGGGGCGUGCCUGCGGUCAUCAAGCGCGCGCUGCGGAGCGUCAAGGGGGACGCGCUUCUGGCUGCAUCUGCGAAGCUGGGAAACGUCCAGCUCUCGCAAAAGGCCAAGACGGCAGGCACUAUCGAAUCGACAGAGGAAAGCGAUGACAAAGGCGUUGUCGGGGCAUUGAAAGAGGUAAACGGCGAGGACGUUGUGAAUUUUGGCAAAGCGGCGUUCGACAUGGGCAAGGAAGCCCACAACGGCAACGUGGAGGACGCGCUGAAGCAACUGCCAGGCGUUGUGCAGCAAGAUCAGAUUUUGACCGCAGCGGCAGCCUUUCUUGCGACGCGCACCAAAAUCAUGCUCCUGCAGGGUUCCGCAGUGAAAAACACAGAUGAAGUCAAGCAGGCCGCCGCGGACUUCCAGAGCGACAUAGAAGGUAUGAAGAAGGUGUUGGCAGACUUUCAGGACCUGAGGCUCACACACACCCUCGGCGACGCGUACUAUUGGAUCGAGUCCGUGGCCUGGGCGCCCGACGGCCGCCUCGCGGCGGGGAGUCGUGACAAAAAAGUCCGAGUUUAUGACGAGGACCUGAGGCUCACACACACCCUCGCCGAUGCGGACUGGGCAAUCUAUUCCGUGGCCUGGGCGCCCGACGGCCGCCUCGCGGCGGGGGGUCUUGACAACAAAGUCCGAGUUUAUGACGAGAGCUGUACUACAACCCGCUGAAGCAAGGGUAAUUUGAAGGACUGACAUUGCAUCGAUUUCACAAAAUUUUGCCUGCGGGGAGGACUGCCUCCCCCUUCAAAUGUUGAAGAGGCAGUGGAUUUGUUUGCAGAACAUUCUGCAGCCAUCGGAUACAGCAAUGAAACAAGGUUGUUGAGACGUCUCUGACGCUGCAGGCGAAACAACAGCUUGGCCAGCCAACUGGGGCUAGUGAUCUGCCCGGACGGUUCGCUUCCACACAAGGCAUUGUCAAAAGCAUGGAGGGCGCGUGAGUUCAUGAAUCGGUGCGUGUGGGAGUGCGUUUCGGAGUUCGUUUUGUUUUUUUGGGGGAGACUGUUCCAGGGGCAGCGCCCAGCUUUUCUCCAGUACGUUUUCACGCCUCUCUGCUAAAUUCAAAAAGCCGAUUGGAAUAAUCACCUUGAAGGCCGGCAAAGGCCUGCCAGCUGCCUUGCUGAGCUGAAGCGAUGUCCCUUCAAACAAGGGAAGAAGGGGUACUGUGGAUGGUUACACAGUCCCUUCAAGCACCAGUUGGGAUGGAUGGAAC